Drosophila subpulchrella is the source of this 2093-nucleotide messenger RNA. Its product is annotated as beta-glucuronidase-like. Gene Ontology annotation, biological process: carbohydrate metabolic process; glucuronoside catabolic process. Bases 5 to 2056 code for a protein of 683 amino acids. NCBI's taxonomy places the organism in Eukaryota, Metazoa, Arthropoda, Insecta, Diptera, Drosophilidae. Gene Ontology annotation, molecular function: carbohydrate binding; beta-glucuronidase activity. The record is from RefSeq and is a predicted model, not a curated record. The transcript has 5 exons.
CAAUAUGCAAGUGGUAACGUGGCUGUGCAGCGGAAUGCUCCUGCUUGUCCAGGGUUCACCCUUGGAGAUUGAUUUCAACAAGCCCCCUCCUACGAGCGGCUUGCUUUUUCCCCAAGACUCGGAGACCAGGGAAGUGCGAUCGCUAGACGGAAUCUGGCAUAUGGUUAAGGGUUCUUCUUCUGGCCUAAUCAACAAGGACAACCAGGAGAAUUUGUUCGAGAAGGGUCUCAGCCAGUCGGGUCGCCAUUUGAUUCCCAUGGCGGUGCCCGCAUCCUAUAAUGACAUCACGGUCAGUCGAUCACUGCGUGACCAUGUGGGUCCAGUUUGGUACGAGAGAAGCUUCUUUGUGCCCUCCUCCUGGGAUCGAAGGCUUCGAACGUGGCUCCGAUUCGGAAGUGUCCACUACCGCGCCGAGGUGUGGAUCAAUGGGCAGCACGUCGUCCGUCACAGCUCCGGGGGAUUGCCCUUUGAGGCGGAGGUGGGUGGCGUUGUGAACUUCGGGGCCGAAAACAGACUGACUGUUAUGUGCGACAACAGACUGGAUAACUUAACUAUUCCCCAAGGAGAGCUCCAUGAAGAUGGUGAUGACACAUCCAAGAGAACCCGGCAAGAAUAUGGUUUUGACUUUUUCAACUACGCUGGGAUCCACAGGAGUGUUUUGCUGUACUCCACGCCCCUGGUCUUUAUCAGCGAUGUCUCCGUGUCCACAGAAUACACCUCGAGGAAAGUGGGCAUCGUCAAGUAUCGGCUGUGGAUAGCUGGAAAGACCACAACUAAGUGGCGGAGAAACUACUACUUCCGUGUCCAGUUGCGUGAUCAACAGGAUGAAGUGGUGGCCCAGCAGGUUAGCAGGCAUCCCUUUAAGGGUAGACUGCGCGUUCAUCAUGCCCGAGCCUGGUGGCCCUAUCUCAUGGAUCAUGAGCCAGGCUAUCUUUACCGACUCAAAGUGGAGCUCUUCGAAGGCGAUUCGGAGAUUGAAGAGACAUCAGAUGAUGACCGGCUGGAUGUCUACCGGAUGUCGGUGGGAAUUCGCAGCCUUAAAUGGGACAACAACAGCCUGCUCCUAAAUGGCAAAUCCCUGUAUCUGCGAGGAUUUGGCCGCCACGAGGAUUCGGAGAUCCGCGGCAGGGGUCACGACAAUCCUCUGAUGCUGCGGGACUUCAACUUGCUCCGAUGGAUAGGAGCGAAUGCCUAUCGCACGUCCCAUUAUCCCUAUUCCGAGGAGUCCAUGCAGUUUGCCGACGAGCAGGGCAUAAUGGUUAUAGAUGAGUGCUCGGCGGUGGACUUAGAGGGCUUUCACCCAGGCCUGCUGCAGAACCACAUGUCGGCAAUGGAGCAGCUGAUCCACAGGGACAGGAACCAUCCAAGUGUCAUCGCCUGGUCGCUGGCCAAUGAGCCCAGCUGUACGUUACAGUCCGCAGAAUACUUUAAAUCCUUGGUCAAUUACACUCGGAAUUUGGACCAUGGUCGUCCUUUAACGGCUGCCCUUGCAACGCCAACUGAUGAAGCGAGUAAAUGCGAGCUCGCUGGAUUGGUGGACAUUUUGGGCUUCAAUCGGUAUAAUGGUUGGUACUCAACUUCUGGCAGGCUAGACAGAAUCACAGGUCCCGUAGAGACUGAGGCCACAAUGUGGCAUAAUCUGACCAACAAGCUGGUGAUUAUGAUGGAGUACGGCGCGGAUUCCAUCGAGUCGUACCGAUCGUUGCCUUCGCUUAUGGGUUCCCCUGACUUCCAGCGGCAACUAUAUUCCCAGCACUUUCAGGCAUUCGACAAGUUGCGGGAGAAUUCUUGGUUCAUCGGGGAGUUUGUGUGGAACUUUGCCGACUUCCAAACGGCCCAGUCUUAUACGAGGAUUGGUGGCAAUAGGAAGGGCAUCUUCACCAGGGACCGGCAGCCCAAGGAAAUGGCCUAUGUGCUGAGGCGACGCUAUUUUGGCCUGGCCCACAAACUGAACCAGGCCAAGAUGCCGACGGAUCUGGAGGAAUAUGUAGUGGGCGAAAGCAAUCCUUCCAAGCAAGCCGAUCACGAGUCUGGAGAGGAUAUUGAUAUGUAUUAGUUACAAAAUACAUGGUGGAAUUUAUUGAGACUCUGAA